GCUCCGACAGACAACCCUGCUCAUAGCCUCACCCUGCUUCCUCUCUUCGCACCGCGCUAAAAGAACCACGGAGGUUCCUCCUCUCUCUGGAGUAGAAGCCAGCCAUGGGAACUUCAGUACAGGUGACGCCUCUCUGCGGCGUGUACAGCGAGAAUCCUCUUUGCUAUUUGCUUUCAAUAGAUGGAUUCAACUUUCUCCUGGAUUGUGGAUGGAACGACUUCUGCGACACAAACCUCUUACAACCCCUCUCUAGGGUAUCCUCAAAAAUUGAUGCUGUAUUGUUAUCUCAUCCAGACAUACUCCACAUUGGUGCUUUACCCUAUGCCAUAAAACACCUUGGACUUUUUGCUCCAAUCUACGCCACUGAACCUGUAUAUAGACUUGGUCUUUUGACUAUGUAUGAUUACUAUCUCUCCAGAAGGCAAGUUUCAGAUUUUGACUUGUUCACUCUUGAUGAUAUUGAUGCUGCUUUCCAGAAUGUUAUCAGAUUGACAUACUCCCAGAAUUAUCAUCUUUCUGAUAAAGGAGAAGGGAUAGUGAUAGCUCCACAUGUGGCUGGCCAUCUUCUUGGGGGUACUGUUUGGAAGAUAACAAAAGAUGGAGAGGAUGUUGUAUAUGCUGUUGACUUUAAUCAUCGCAAAGAACGGCACUUAAAUGGAACUGUUCUAGAAUCUUUUGUACGCCCAGCUGUUCUCAUUACGGAUGCAUACAAUGCAUUGAAUAAUCAACUAUACAAGCGUCAAAGGGAUCAGGAAUUCCUUGAGGCAAUACUAAAGGUUCUUCGAGCAAAUGGAAAUAUAUUGCUUCCUGUUGAUACGGCUGGAAGAGUUUUAGAGCUUCUUUUGAUACUUGAACAGUACUGGAGUCAGCAACAUCUAUCUUUCCCCAUUUUUUUUCUAACAAAUGUUGCUACAAGUUCCAUUGAUUAUGUCAAGAGUUUCCUAGAGUGGAUGAGUGAUUCUAUAGCAAAAUCCUUUGAGCAUACACGAGACAAUGCUUUUCUACUGAAGCAUAUAAACAUUAUAAUUAACAAAAGCGAGCUUGAAAACAUACCAGAUAUUCCAAAGGUUGUUCUGGCAUCCAUGCCUAGUUUGGAGGUUGGGUUCUCCCAUGAUAUAUUUGUUGAUUGGGCCACAGAGGCCAGACAUACUAUCCUUUUUACGGAAAGAGGCCAGUUUGGAACUCUAGCUCGAAUGCUUCAAGUUGAUCCACCUCCAAAAGCAGUGAAAGUCACCAUGAGUAAGAGGAUUCCUUUAAUUGGAGAUGAAUUGAAAGCAUAUGAAGAAGAGCAAGAAAGAAUUAAAAAGGAAGCUGCUCUGAAAUCUAAUGUCAACAAGGAAUUAAGGGCAUCCCAGGGAUCUGAUGCUAAAGCUGGGGAUACAAUGGUUAUUGAUGCUUCUUCCUCUCACAUUUCUUCAGAUGUUACUGCCUCACGUGUUGGUGGAUUUCGGGAUAUCUUCAUAGAUGGGUUUGUUCCUCCAGCAACUUCUGUUGCUCCAAUGUUCCCUUAUUUUGAGAAUUCAGCUGAAUGGGAUGAUUAUGGCGAAGUUAUAAAUCCUGAUGAUUACAUAAUCAAGGAUGAAGAUAUGAAUGGGGCAUCAGCUCAAGGCUUUGGAGGUGAUAUAGAUAAUAAACUUGAUGAAGGAUCUGCUCAUCUGCUACUAGAUACCACUCCUUCGAAAGUUGUUUCAAAUGAAUUGACUGUGCAAGUGAAAUGCUCAUUAGUUUACAUGGACUUUGAAGGUCGGUCUGACGGGCGUUCCAUUAAAUCUAUCCUUGCACAUGUAGCUCCACUGAAGCUUGUUCUUGUUCAUGGCUCGGCCGAAGCUACAGAACACCUGAAAGAGCAUUGCUCAAAGCAUGUUUGUCCCCAUGUAUAUGCUCCACAAAUUGAAGAAACCAUUGACGUUACUUCUUCUUUGUGUGCUUACAAGGUUCAACUCUCCGAGAGGCUAAUGAGUAAUGUUCUCUUCAAAAAGCUUGGUGAAUAUGAGAUAUCCUGGAUUGACGCGGAAGCAGGGAAGACCAAUGACAUGCUUACCUUAUUUCCCGUAUCAUCAACCCCUCCUACCCACAAAUCUGUUCUUGUGGGAGAUCUCAAAUUGGCAGAUUUCAAGCAGUUCCUUGCCAGUAAAGGCAUCCAGGUUGAAUUUUCAGGAGGCGCUUUACGUUGCGGCGAGUAUGUAACACUACGGAAGAUCAGUGAUUCCACUCAGAAGGGCGGCACUGGUGCCCAGCAUGUGCUCAUCGAAGGCCCUUUAACCGAAGAAUACUACCAGAUAAGAGAUCUUCUUUAUUCUCAGUUUUACUUGCUCUAGAUCGCCAGCAUUUGAAAAGUAAGCCUUUUUGCCCUAAAAUUUCAUGUUUUUUAAUGAAAACCUUGAGUUAGUAGAGGUCUGCAGAUCACCUUCUACUGUAUAUCAAAUCAGCAACAAAUAUUUAAGCUAAUAUAUUACAUUUUAAUGCCAAUUUUGUUACAGAACUUGAUAGCCCCCCAUAAGGAUUUGAGAUCUGAAUCUUAUAUUGUUGUGAAACAUGCCUCUUUGUAGCUUUGUGAGUUAACUACAUAUGUGAAUCCAAUAGAGCAAUUGCAGAAACUGUUUUAAACAUUUGAUUAAUUUGAGCUGUUUAGGUGAA
Molecule: messenger RNA, 2637 nt
Organism: Phalaenopsis equestris
Lineage: Eukaryota; Viridiplantae; Streptophyta; Magnoliopsida; Asparagales; Orchidaceae
Product: cleavage and polyadenylation specificity factor subunit 2
Exons: 18
Coding region: 105-2318 (737 amino acids)
Biological process (GO): mRNA 3'-end processing by stem-loop binding and cleavage
Cellular component (GO): mRNA cleavage and polyadenylation specificity factor complex
Molecular function (GO): RNA binding
Source: RefSeq, a predicted model, not a curated record